This is a messenger RNA of Vitis riparia (riverbank grape), 1880 nucleotides long. Its product is annotated as probable mitochondrial-processing peptidase subunit beta, mitochondrial. Gene Ontology annotation, cellular component: mitochondrion. The coding region runs from base 71 to 1642 and encodes 523 amino acids. Gene Ontology annotation, molecular function: metalloendopeptidase activity; metal ion binding. The record is from RefSeq and is a predicted model, not a curated record. NCBI's taxonomy places the organism in Eukaryota, Viridiplantae, Streptophyta, Magnoliopsida, Vitales, Vitaceae. The transcript is spliced from 9 exons. Gene Ontology annotation, biological process: proteolysis.
GUCUGAAUCAGAGUGAAAGCCACCAGAUUCUCUCUCAGCCCCGUUUCUCUUGGCCAACCAAACCCUAGCCAUGGCGUGGAAGCAGCUCCUAACCCUGGCUCGUCGUUCCCACAGACGCAUCCCAUACUCCAUCACCCAAACCAUGCGAUCUUCGUCAACGGCUCCGGCGAUCGCCCCCUCCCCACCACCACCCACCGCCAUGGUCUACGACCGCCUCGCUGAAGCCGUCAAAUCCAAGCUCAAACAGCUUGAGAAUCCGGACCCUCGAUUCCUCAAACAUGGGUCACCACACCCAACCCUAAGUGACCAUACCAAGAUCCUCUCCGCACCCGAAACCCGCGUCACGACUCUGCCCAACGGUCUCCGAGUCGCCACCGAGUCCAACCUCGCUGCUCGCACUGCCACCGUUGGAGUCUGGAUCGACGCUGGAUCGAGGUUCGAGACCGACGAGACCAACGGCACCGCUCAUUUCCUGGAGCACAUGAUCUUUAAGGGCACAGCCCAGAGGACGGCACGAGAUCUCGAGGAGGAGAUCGAGAACAUGGGUGGACACUUGAAUGCCUAUACUUCUAGGGAGCAAACCACGUACUAUGCCAAGGUUAUGGACAAAGAUGUGCCUAAGGCGCUCGACAUUUUGUCAGAUAUCUUGCAGAACUCCAAGUUCGAUGAAAAUCGGAUUAAUCGCGAGCGUGAUGUGAUUUUACGCGAAAUGGAGGAGGUGGAGGGACAAACUGAGGAAGUUAUUUUUGAUCAUUUGCAUGCAACUGCAUUCCAGUACACUCCCUUGGGCAGAACUAUUCUUGGACCUGCUCAGAAUAUUAAAACAAUCACCAAAGCUCAUCUACAGAACUACAUAUCAACUCACUACACAGCUCCCAGAAUGGUAAUUGCUGCUUCUGGAGCUGUUAAGCAUGAGGAUAUUGUUGAGCAAGUCAAGAAACUAUUUACAAAGUUGUCAACAGAUCCAACCACAGCUUCUCAAUUAGUUGUGGAACAGCCUGCAAUUUUUACUGGUUCUGAGGUUAGGAUGAUUGAUGAUGAUAUUCCUCUGGCACAAUUUGCGGUUGCUUUCAAUGGAGCAUCAUGGACAGAUCCAGAUUCCAUUGCUUUGAUGGUCAUGCAGUCAAUGCUGGGUUCAUGGAAUAAAAAUGCGGGAGGUGGAAAGCACAUGGGCUCUGAGCUUGCACAGAGGGUUGGAAUUAAUGAAAUAGCUGAAAGCAUGAUGGCUUUCAAUACCAACUAUAAAGACACUGGCCUCUUUGGCGUUUAUGCUAUUGCUAAGCCGGAUUGCUUGGACGAUUUGGCCUAUGCAAUUAUGUAUGAAAUAAGCAAGCUAUGUUAUCGAGUUUCAGAAGCUGAUGUUACUCGUGCUCGUAAUCAGUUGAAAUCUUCUCUGCUGCUUCACAUUGAUGGAACCAGUCCUGUAGCUGAAGAUAUAGGCCGCCAGCUGCUUACAUACGGCCGGAGAAUCCCAUUUGCUGAAUUAUUUGCUAGGAUUGAUGCUGUUGAUGCAAGUACUGUCAAACGUGUUGCAAAUCGGUUUAUAUUUGACAGGGAUGUUGCAAUUGCAGCAAUGGGGCCUAUCCAAGGUUUACCUGACUACAACUGGUUCAGACGCAGGACCUACUGGCUCCGUUACUAGAUUAUUUUCACAUUUCUUCAGUAUUCCAUCAGUCUCACCCCCACAGAUGGUUUGAUAAACUGUCUAAUUUUACAUUACCAAUUUCCUUGCAGAGCCAUUAAGGGCCGGUAUUUUUGUUGAUUAUUUUCCAUGCUUUUGUUUCUGUAAUACCCCACAAUUCGGUCGGAAAUAAAUAAGGUGUCUUCAACAACUUGACAAUGCAUUUAUGUUGUUCCUUUUGAGCUGCCGCUCUCCUUCA